AGCACAAAAAGAAAGAGAGAGAGAGAUAAGAGAUCGAGUGGAAAAGAACAAAAGAAAAAGAACUUCUCAUAAACUUUCCGACUUUCAAUGUUUCCUCUAACCGAUGCUCUCUCACUUUUCUUUCCUGGAUUGCCCGGAAAUCUCUCUCUCUCUCUCUCUCUCUCUCUCUAAUGGACGCCAUUACAACCUUCAAUUCCCCCGUCUCUCUAUCUCUUUCUCACUCUAAACUCCGCACAGUUGCGGCCAACUGUAGGUGCCUCAGUCUGCACAGUUCGCCGAGCUUUAAUGGGGUCCAAAUGAAAUGUACGAGCCACCAUAGAAACGCUUUUCAUGGUUCCGGAUACCUGUUUAAGAGAGUCGAAGAUUGUAAAUUGUAUUUGACACAUGGAAGAAAACAGCCCAAGAGAACCAUCGUAAGAUCUGAACUCACAGGAACUGGUAGUCCCAAUGCUGCAAAUUCAUUAACAGUAACAGAUGUUUCAUUUAGUCCAAAAGUGCGGGGUAUUUUCUUCUACACCAUUACUGGAAUUGUGGCAAUCACGUUGUUCUUGGUGAUGUUGGUGGUUCACCCCUUUGUCUAUUUGUUCGACAGGCAUCGAAGAAGUGCCCAUCAUCUCAUUGCUAAGAUUUGGGCAAGCUUAACAGUUUUUCCAUUUUGUAAGGUUGAAUUUGAAGGAUUAGAGAAUCUGCCUCCUAACAAUGUUCCUGCCAUUUAUGUUUCAAACCAUCAGAGCUUCUUGGACAUAUUCACUCUGCUAAUCCUUGGGAGAAGCUUCAAAUUUAUUAGCAAAACCAGCAUCUUUCUCAUCCCAGUUGUUGGAUGGGCCAUGUUUCUCAAAGGCGACAUACCCUUGCGUAGGAUGGAUAACAGAAGUCAGCUGGAAUGCUUAAAACGGUGCAUGGAAUUGUUGAAGAAGGGGGCUUCGGUCUUCUUUUUCCCCGAGGGAACUCGUAGCAAGGAUGGAAAAAUGGGCACUUUUAAGAAAGGAGCAUUCAGUGUUGCUGCAAAGACCAGGGUACCUGUUGUACCAAUUACUCUGAUGGGAACUGGGAAGCUUAUGCCUACUGGCAUGGAGGCCACCAUCAGUACAGGACCUGUUAAGGUCAUGGUUCAUAAGCCUAUUGAAGGAAGCAAUGCAGAUGAAUUAUGUAAUGAAGCAAGAAAUAUUAUUGCAGAAGAACUUGUUACUCAUGGAUAUGGAGUGCACUGAAUGUGUGAAAGACGUAUUUCUUCUUGUUUUAGAAAUACUUUGAGGCGGAGCUGUAUACUAAUGUGAGAAAACUCAAUUAGCUAAGUAUGACCUGGUGAUUGCUAUUCCUUAGAAUCGCAAAAGAUAUGGGAGGUUGUAGCCAAGACAUCCUCGCAACUAGAUGAAAUGGUUUGCAUUUAACAAAUGCAUCGCACAAUAGUGAAUUUGCAGCAAAGCGAAAUGACUGUGGAAGAGAACUUUGGGAUACUAAGGAAUUAUUGGGAGGAACUGGACCACUGUUAGCUGAUUAAUCCUGCUGUUGAUGACAUAUAAACAAAGGUCGUGCAAUGAAUGAUCUUUGAAUUUUUAGUAGGUCUUCAUCCUGACUUUGAACCUCAGAUAGUACAAGGGGGGGGAGGAUAAUAGAGGCUAUUGCGGGAACAAAUCUCAAGCAUCUACACUGAAUGAUCAGCUUUUUGCAGCAACUUUCUUGCAAGGGAAAGUGGGUAAGGAAGGACCAAAUUACGCUGAAGGACCAAAUUACGCUUCACUUUCUCUCAUCGAAAAUAAGAAACUUGAAUGCUUCCAUUAUUGGAAGAGUAGACAUAUUGGAGAGUGUUGUUGGGACUCCCAUCCACACUUGAGAGUGAAGCAAAUGAGUGCAAAUGCCAAUAUUAUAUGGAUUGAGGUCGAGGAAACUUCAGCUGCACAUCCCAAUGUAUCCAAUCUAAGGGAUCAGGCCAUCAAAGAUUUACAGCACUAGUUGACUGCUGUCAAGGCCUCACUUGGCUGUAAGACAAUACGAAAGCAGUUACCUGUGUAUCUACAAACCAUAGCUCCCAAUCCACUUUUUUUGCAUCCUGGAUCAUUGAUUCAGGGGCUACUAAUCAUCUAGCGUGUAAGAAAUUUUGUUUUUUGUCAUUUUCUCCUGUAUCUAGUGAAGUUAAACUUGCUGAUGGAUUCAUGAGAAUUGCUUGUGGGAGUGCAACAUAUAAACUUGCAUCAUCCUUGUUCUUAACCUCUGUAAUACUUAUGCCUUCUUUUCCUUCCAAUCUUUUCUCAGUUAGCAGCCUGCCAGAUUAACUAAACCGCAAUGUAACAU
This is a messenger RNA of Amborella trichopoda, 2292 nucleotides long. Its product is annotated as 1-acyl-sn-glycerol-3-phosphate acyltransferase LPAT1, chloroplastic. Gene Ontology annotation, molecular function: 1-acylglycerol-3-phosphate O-acyltransferase activity. Lineage: Eukaryota; Viridiplantae; Streptophyta; Magnoliopsida; Amborellales; Amborellaceae. Gene Ontology annotation, cellular component: membrane. Gene Ontology annotation, biological process: phosphatidic acid biosynthetic process. The record is from RefSeq and is a predicted model, not a curated record.